AUGGUGUCGACAGGCUGUGUGAUAAAUUUUCCAAGGUUGUUCAUGCUUUUCACUAUUUUUGUCAUCUUUCUUGGGAGUUGUUCGAGCGAUGAGAGCACCGAGAAGGUUCCUGUGAACUUCCGGUACAGAGAGGAUCUCGAGGCUGCCGCCAGUGAACACGGAGGUGGAAGCAAGCACGAGGAAAAGGGUGGCGGCACCGAAUACGAGGAAGAUCAUCGUAGCUUCGACGAGGAGAAGGGCAAUAAGGGAUACAAGGUGUUCCACGAGUUCGACAAAGGCGAGAAAGGCCAUCAUGAUAAAGAGGACCACAAGCGCAAGUACGACGAGAAGAAGGGAGAGGAGGAGAAGAAGCACGAGGAAGCCGAUCACUAUGACGAGAGUCACCAUGACGAAGAAGGGGAAAAGGGUGCAAAAUUUGACGAAGAGGGCAAACAUCAAAAAGGCUACAGCACCAAGGGAGAGCACAGUGUCUUCAAAAAGGACGAGUACGAGAAGAAGCAUGAUUUUUAUGACGAGUAUCACGAAGACGGGGACCAUGAGAAACAUGGCGGAUACCAUCACGAGCAUGAAGGUAAAAAGGGUGGACACGAGAAGAAAGGACACACUGAUUCUGCUCGUCGUGAGAAUCACCAUGGUAAGAAGAAGAAGCACGAGGAGGGCCAUCAUCAUCGCAAUCAGAAAGGCCGAAAGCUCGACGAAGGCCACGACAGUCAUCAUCGACACGAUAAGAAGUACGGGAAAAAGGGCGGACACGAGGCAGGGAAAAAGUGGUUCUCCAGCAGUGGUCAUUAA
Molecule: messenger RNA, 792 nt
Organism: Habropoda laboriosa
Lineage: Eukaryota; Metazoa; Arthropoda; Insecta; Hymenoptera; Apidae
Product: histidine-rich glycoprotein-like
Exons: 5
Coding region: 1-792 (263 amino acids)
Source: RefSeq, a predicted model, not a curated record